Messenger RNA from Galendromus occidentalis (western predatory mite), 880 nucleotides. It is a transcript of the gene MED11, whose product is annotated as mediator complex subunit 11. The transcript is spliced from 3 exons. Gene Ontology annotation, biological process: regulation of transcription by RNA polymerase II. The record is from RefSeq and is a predicted model, not a curated record. Gene Ontology annotation, cellular component: mediator complex. Lineage: Eukaryota; Metazoa; Arthropoda; Arachnida; Mesostigmata; Phytoseiidae. Gene Ontology annotation, molecular function: transcription coregulator activity. Bases 1 to 816 code for a protein of 271 amino acids.
AUGCAUUCUCUGAAUAACCUGAAGGCGAAACUGAAGGAGCUUGACGACAUAGAGAAAGACGUCGCUCAAGCCCUUCACGCGGCGGGACAAGCGCUCACUGAACUCGGAAAGGAUAAACCUACUUUGAAACCCGUCGAGGCAAAUACGACGAAUUUCCUUAAAACUCUGCAGAGUGUAGAGAGUAAUCUCUCGAAGCAUAUCGUAUACCUAAGCCAAGUGUCUACAGUGCAGCCGCAUGAAGGAAGCAACUACGCGGCUCAGAAGGUCUUCCACAUGGCUCUCCACCGACUCGAACAUGCCCGAUCUCGGAUGAACGAGCUCGAACGAGUGCGGCAAUCUCAUCUACAACAGGACGCACAGUACAACCCCCCUAUACCGCCUCAGAUGCCCCCGCAGCAGCCGCCGAUGCGAGGACCGCCUCCGCAACAACAGCCAGGACAGCCUGGCUCUAUGGGACCGGGUGGUCCGCAACAAGGAAUGAUGAUGCAGCCGGGCAUUGGACAAGACAUGGGUCCUCCUAUGGGUCAGCCCGGGAUGCAAAUGAAUCCAUCCGGGCCUAUGGACAGCCCGUUGGGACCAGGAAUGGGGCAAGCGAUGGGUCCGGGCAUGGGUCAGAACAUGGGCAUGGGUCCAGUAUUGGGUUCAGGCAUGGGUCACAAUAUGAACAUGGGUCAGGCUCAACAGAUGAACCCGAUGGGAGCACCCAUGGGAAAUCAACAAAUGAUGUGGCAACAGAAUCAGAUGGGCAUGGGUCAGCAGAUGGGUAUGGGAUCGAUGGGACCCGGCGGUAAUAUGGGCCAGAGUCCAAUGCCAUAGGGUUUUUGUUUCGAUAACCAUUCACCAUUAUCAUCAUCAUGUAAAUAAACGCAUAAGCAGAUGA